Molecule: messenger RNA, 4322 nt
Organism: Durusdinium trenchii
Lineage: Eukaryota; Dinophyceae; Suessiales; Symbiodiniaceae
Source: the annotation of a GenBank genome assembly
AGCCUUGCAGCGAGCAAGAGAUUUUGACUCCUGCCUGUGCUCGACAUGGCAUGGAGGCUCCGUGGUGUCCAAUGUAUCCUACUGGGUCUCCUAGGAAGCUCAGCCAGGGGAAAGACGUGCUUCAAGGAUGCCAUUCAACCUGCGGAUCGUGUUGAUAUCACCAUGGAUGGUGUGAGUAUGCCGAUCGGCGUGUGGGAUCUUUACUGGGAUUCAGGCCUCAUUUUUGCACGAAUUUUUCAGAUUUUGGCAUCAGAGAAACUGGGCUACAACGUGGAGAUCUUGGGCGGAUCCAGCAAUAGCAAUUCCGUUGUUUUUCGCCUCGCAGGUUGCAACGAAUCUGAUGUUCUUUCAGCAUCAUGCUUCUCAGCACCACGACGCUUCCACUUUUCGUUCGAAAGCUGGGGGAACUACCAGCAAUACGUCCCAACCCUGCUAAAAGAACUUGGAGAUCGAGGGCCUGUGAAUUUGGGAGGUGUGGGUUAUCCAGGCACAGAAGGACUGCACGUCUUGGGCGGCGCAAUCAAUCGAGCGCUGUCAGAUCGCGGCCUCUCGUUGCUGUACUACCGCAACUACAAUGCGGAUUGGUUUCGGGUGAAUGACUACACUGCGAGGGUUUCAGAUGUGAAUUUGUCCAGGCUUGGAACUUGCGAUGACGGUGUGAAUACAGGCUACGGCUUUUUUGCGUCUGACUACCUAGCGGCAACAGGAGACACUGAAGGUGUGUACACCACCACCGAGGGCGAGGUGAGAUUUAAGUGUUGGCAGGAAAAGUGGUGGGUCAGUCCGGCUUGCCGCAAUGCCCCGCAGAACUGCUCGACACUCACCACUGGUUGGCCUGGGUGGGGUAUGGGCCAUUUGGUGCAGGCAGUGGCUUUCCAUAACAUGCCCAUCGCCCUCGGAGUUGCCCUCCCAGGAGAAUAUGUAUCGCUUGGCAAAGAAUUGCAGAGUUUUAUCUAUUGGUGGCAGCCAGAUGUAGGCUUUGUCGAGGAAAAUGCAACUACGGUGAUUCUACCUCCUCAUGACCCUGCAGCAUACCUGAAGGGAGUUUUCAGCAGUGCAAUGCAAGAGUACGUACUCACCAAAUGGUCAGCUUCGGGCCUCCCUUUCACAGCAGACCGAGCCUUGGCAUUAGCCCGUUCCAUGUCAAUCAGAGCGCCUGAGAUUAGGGAUAUCCUUAGGGUGCAUGCAUCAUUGAUGCAAAACUCAUCUUCCACCCAUUGGGAUUCUGCGUGCGCCUGGCUGUUGCAAAACUCAACGCCUGAAAUCUGGGAGCCGUGGGUCCCGAGCGACACGGCUUGCACUCGGGGCAGUGGCUUGGUGGAUGCAAACGGCCAGUAUGUCAUGGAACGUGCAAGUGCCGUCGGAUGUACUCUUUGCCCCGUUGGAACACGCUCGCAGGAGUCUGGAGAAACUCGGAUUUGCCAAGCCUGCCCAACUGGAAGGCAUCAGAGCCUGCCAGGAGAGGCAUUUUGUGAACCAUGUGAAGCUGGCAGCAUUGCUCCUCAGGAGGGAAUGAUGGAAUGCCAACCAUGUGGCCUCGGUAAUUGGACUGAUGAACCAGGGAUGAGCGAAUGCCAUCGAUGUGGUGAAGACGUGACCAGCAAUCAGCUACAACUCGAGCUGUUCACCACAAGCAAGAAAGUUUCUACAGGUGAAUCUGGUGAAAUGUGGAUCCAGGUGCAAGGGGCUUCGUCACGGCAGCUGUGUGAAUGCAGGGAAGGAGCCCACAUGGUCUCUGGGCUUUGCGUGCAAUGCCCUGAAGGAUCGGCGUGCGUUGGCUCGGCGCUCACACUUCUGCCAGGCUACUACUCACCCGCAGACAACGUGGGUUUAGUCUUCAAGUGCAAAAAGAAGGAGUACUGCCCUGGUGGCUACCCAGGAACCUGCGCCGUUGGCAGGGAUUUUCAAAGUGUAGCUUGUAGCGCGUGCUUGCCUGGAUUGCACGCGCAGGGGGGUGAGUGUGUUCCAUGCGAAGGUGGUGACUAUGCAUUGGUUAGCAUCUUGCUUGUCCUUCUCUUGGUGGCGACUACAAUAGCAUAUUUUGCAUUUGCUGCCAAGGAUGCAAGAGGGGGGCCCUCUCAAAGUUUCAUUAUUGUUUCAUGCAGCAUGGGACAGUUGGCGGUAUCCCUUCAAGUCAUUUCUCUAAUCCACCAAUUUGGAUUGAAUUGGAGCGAACCAAUUGCCUCCUUGAUGACCGCUACCGAAAUCAUGGUCCUCGAGCUGAACUUCUUAUCUAUAGAUUGCCUCACCCCAGAGAAUGCAGUGACGCUUUUCUCCUUUCACGCCAUGGUUCUGCCUUUGCUUUUGGUGGUUCUUUGUCUUAUCCAUUUCUUCGUGGUCGUCGUGAGACGUGGCAAAACCUGGCAACUUCAUCAACUAACUCAAGUCCUCGGCUCUUCGUGCAUCGUGAUCUUCAUCUCCUUUUGCUCUUCUUUGAUGCCGCCUUUGAUUUGCCAGACUCAUCCCAACCAGCUUUCGACGGUGCGGGCCUAUCCAUCAGUGUUUUGCGGCGACUCACAGCAUCUCACGAUGGUCCUCAUCAGUUCUUUUGGAUUCCUACUACCCUUUGCUUUCCUUGCCUUCAGUUUUUGGCUGGUCUUGCAAGUGCCUAGCAGGCUUAAGAGCUCAGAUUUGAGGUUCAUGCGUGGCUGCUCCUUUCUGUUUGGUCGCUUUCGACCAGGAGCCGAGCCUUUCGCUGUUUGGCUUUUGCUUCGUAACGCCGUACUUGUUUUGCUGCCUUUGGCCCCCCAAAGUGCGGGCACUUUUGUGAUGACUGUCGUCCUUGCUCUCAGUGCGAUCAUAUCUGCUGCGUGGAAACCCUGGCACAUGAUGGCCUGCAAUUGGUUGGAUGUCUUUCUCACAGCCUCCACAGUGUUCAUCUCUAGCUUGGGCUUGCAUGUUGCAGGUGAGGUCAAUGAACAGUUGACGAUUGUUGCAUGCUUGACACUCCUCAUCCUUAUGUUCACUUCAAUCUUGGGCUUGAUAGUUUACGGAGCUUUCAAGUUUUGCACCAGAAAUGAGAAGACCUACAAGUUCUUCAUUUCACACCACAAGAGCAAAGCCGGAAGUGUGGCACGGUGGCUGAAGAUGUUGCUCUUGCAACGUGGUAAACGAUUCACCACCUUCGUGGAUUGCGACAAUCUCAGCGACCUCACAAAGCUCUUUUGGCAUUUGAGUCAUGAGACUGCCACUUGCAUCGUGUUGCUCUCGCCCGACAUCUUAAAGCGCAAGUGGUGUGUGGGGGAAAUUGCCACUGCAAGGCUACAUGGUGUGCACUCUGUCAUGAUUGCCUGGCCAGACUAUGUAAAGCCAGAUGAGGCCUUCAUCAACGACUAUACCACUUUAGUCCCAGACAUUGUCCAUCUUGUGCAUCACAAUAUCAGUUUGGCUGACGUUCAAGAAUCUUUGCGCUGGAUCAACAGCUUGCAGACGUUCUCACUUCCCACAGCGUUGAAUUUAGAGUCAAUGGUGGACGUGGUAAACAAGCUGACUGGAACCUCGCCCCACAUCAAACGCUUAUCCGACGACACAGAAAAGGUGCAAAGCUGCUGCAUCAUGGCAGACCCUGGCAACUUCGAAGCUGUUGCCGCAGCGUUCGUAAUCAGUGACUUGAUAAACCUCCACUUCAUGAGGUCUUUGACAAGCCAGACAGUGGUCAUGAUGCAGGGUGACAACGUUCCUGACAAUACGCUCUACGCAGUGGUGGUGUGCAGCGGAGGCUGCUUCGACUCGGUGUACUGGGCAACUUGGAUGGUCCAACUCGGCCAAAAGCCGUGCAUGGCUCUGCCAGUGUUUGCUGACGAGGACUUUCAGGUCCCAGGCCAUGACCUUUACAUGCACCUAGCCAGCAAUCCUCACCUCAGAGACAUGGCGCCAGUUCUGGCAAUGACAAUCAGAGCUGUCUUUGAAGAGAUUGGAAUCAUGUGCUUGGUACAGAUGGCAUCGCAAGAGGAGUUGGAUCUCCGUGCUCGGCAGAUCGUCACGCGAUUUACCCAGAAGCCACCUCUUCCACUCCCAUCCAAAUUGGGCAACAGGAAGCCGCCAGCACACUUCAACACCGAGGCAUUGGAGGUGGUUGAGAUACAUCCACAACAUCCUGGCCUGGCAGACCACUACAACCUUGAGCACAACGAAGAAAUGGUUUCUGAAGCCUUAUGAUUCCAAUUCAGUGUCUCUUCUAAUUUUUGAUCCCUGUUGGCUGGGGGCUGGAGCAUCCAGCAGAAGUGGCCAAAGUCAGAUUGCUGGUGGUCACCCCCUCCCUUCCGUACCUGUUUUCUUGUGUUUAAUUUUUGACUCUGAAAUUUGCAGACGCUUGCAGAAAA